Thlaspi arvense is the source of this 441-nucleotide messenger RNA. Lineage: Eukaryota; Viridiplantae; Streptophyta; Magnoliopsida; Brassicales; Brassicaceae. The record is from the annotation of a GenBank genome assembly.
CAUCGAUCCCCAAAUCCUACCAAAUGUUGAAACCGAGUUAUUCCGGUUACAGUUAAUCGAACCGGCCUAUCCAGUCCCUAUGGAGGUUUUACGAAGGUUUUCGGGAUUUGCAGAAGGAGAAGAAGAAGCGAAGAAAUGGCUGCAACGAGGAUCGCUUCUAGAUCUACGUCUCUAGGCUCCAUCUUCAGAACACGAAGUUUGAUCUCACCUAAACCUAAGCUCUCCGUCCCAAACCCUAAUUCAUCGUCGUCGCGUUUCAACACCACUUCGCCUCUUCGUCAGACUCGAAUCGAAAGUUCAGUUCCCAGGUCUCUGCGGCGAGAACUAAGCACGCAUCAACCAUUUCAUAGCGUUGUCGCUGCCGCUCUCCUCGUUUCGAAGCUCCCUUCUGAUGUCACCUCUUGUGAAGGCUAUAGUUUUGGUAUGAAUCUCCCACAAAAU